Malassezia sympodialis ATCC 42132 is the source of this 2622-nucleotide messenger RNA. RefSeq lists its product as uncharacterized. The transcript is spliced from 5 exons. Gene Ontology annotation, molecular function: protein serine/threonine kinase activity; ATP binding. The coding region runs from base 1 to 2622 and encodes 873 amino acids. NCBI's taxonomy places the organism in Eukaryota, Fungi, Basidiomycota, Malasseziomycetes, Malasseziales, Malasseziaceae. The record is from RefSeq and is a predicted model, not a curated record. Gene Ontology annotation, biological process: protein phosphorylation.
AUGUACGUAUACCCUGCUAACACAGUGCGUUCGUCCAUCCAGAGCGAGGUCAAGGCGCACAUCGGCGAAAUGAUUGAGUAUCAGGUGGUGUCAGAGACCACAGUGUACUUUUCUCUUUGGGAGUUUCGUGCGGUGAUCCAAACAGCAGAGCUGCUUGGAUCCACAGUGCAGCUCGAGUUCGCCCAAGGAGGUGAUCCUCUCUUUCUGCGUUUGGAGCCCAAUGAAACGUUGCGUGCCGAAUUCAUCCUUGCUACAACCGGCGAGCCGCAUAUUCAACCCGCCGCCCGCAAACGUCCGGCAGGAAGGGAGACACGUCGCUCCUCCACAAGAAUGGCACCAGUUGGCUCAGUUCCACGGACUGAGCUACCACAGGAGGUGCCCCUACAAAGGACGGAAGAGCUAAAUCCACCCACACCGCUUCCACAGGCGCAUGCGCAGUCGCAAGUGGCAUCGGUACCGACGCAGCCUGUGAAAUAUGAUCCAGAUGACUCAGAAGAAGACUUACUCCCUGUUCGAGUAGUUCGUCCCAAAACUGAGCCUUUGGUUCUAUCGGACGUCGCGCCUGCGCCCUCGCCUCAGGCCACGGUCGCACCUACGCCGGCGGAAGCGAGCGGAAGCCGCGAUGAGCACCCAUCCACUCUUUUUCAGGAAUCUCUAGACCAUUCACCACCAUUGCCUGAUUCAGACAGCGAAGAAAUACCCGCCACGCAAAGCACGCAACCAACCAAGAAACGACGUGUUGCGAUCCAUUGCUUCGCUGCCCCCAUAAGCAGCAGCAUGCCUCCGCAGCCUGAGCAACGGCAAUGGGUACCUCCAGGGACUUUUCCUGGUCCGUAUACCAAUGAUGUGCCAUUACCUGCGCAUCUCCCACGUAUGCAAACGGAUCCCAAUCUGUAUUCGCCGCAGCGCAGCGUACCGACCCCACCUCGUACGGAGCCUAUGCCGAACCCGCACUUUUAUGCAAAGUCAGGCAUGGAUGGCGGCUUCGUCGCCUCCCAAGCAACAUGGCCGGUCACAAAGCGUGGAUAUUCUCCUCGUCCAUCGGCCCAAUACCCUGCAGGUCGAAGCUUGCAAGCACAGCGUCUCAGCAAACCUUCUGUGGAAAGCCUAGGGGAACCUUUGCGGUCUCGCAAGCGUGAAUCUAUUGGAGGAACACCACGUUCUAUUAAAAGUAUGAUUGAUGGCCUCGUCCACUCAGUCAAUGAUGCAUUUGGCGGAGCGCCCAAGCGACCAGAAAUAUCAAUUCCUUACGACCCAGUGCAUCUUACUCAUGUUGGUGUGGAUGCAUCAACGGGCGAAUUUAUCGGCUUGCCUCGCCAGUGGCAGAUUUUGUUACAGCAUUCGGGUAUCACCCGUCAAGAGCAGGAGCAAAACCCUCAAGCAGUGAUGGAUAUUGUUGCUUUCUACCAGGAUGCAGCUCAAGAGCAGCCGCCGGGUGGUGAGAAUGACAAUGUAUGGACAAAGUUUCCGUCAAUGAUGGAGGAUUCUCAGGGGAGUGAGGAAUGGGCAGCACAGUCAGGCGCACCGCUACAACCCCUACAGCCUCUACCAUCCUCCAAUGGUGUUCGACCCACUGACUCGGAAAAAUCGCUACCAGCGUUGCCACCGCCUAUGCCCGAUGCCCAGGCAUCUUCGCCGCCGCGCCAGCCAACGUUCAGACCUCCUGAACUCCUCCAAUCUGGCAAAGGGUUGGCCACAGAAGCCACUGUAAAUGAGCUUGUUCCUCAGCCGUACACGUCAAAUCCAAGCCCCGGAAAGGCAGAAAUGAUUGUACGAAGCCAUUCCCAGCGAGAGAAGGAACGCACUAUAAAGGAAAAGGAAUUGCGGCCGCCACUAGGUACCAAUGAAGUUCCACGCAGGCGCUCUCAACGCUCCAAGAUCUCUGAUGCGAAAGUCAUGGAGCGCUUGCGUGCUGUCUGUAUGCCAGGCGAUCCGUCCAAAAUGUUCACGAACUUGAACAAGAUUGGACAAGGCGCAUCAGGGGGCGUGUUUACCGCACGCAGUCUAGGAUCGAACCAGCUGGUGGCUAUCAAACAAAUGGUUUUGCAGCAACAGCCCAAAAAAGACCUUAUUGUCAACGAAAUUGAAGUUAUGAAGCAAUCACGACAUCCCAACAUUGUCAAUUUCUUGAGCGCCUAUAUGACUAACGGCGAACUUUGGGUUGUUAUGGAAUAUAUGGAAGGCGGGCCUCUCACAGACAUUGUGCUAUACAGCAUUCUCAGUGAAGGACAAAUUGCCGCCAUUGCUCGAGAAGUUCUUACCGGUUUGCGCCAUCUCCACAGCCAAGGGGUCAUCCAUCGUGACAUCAAGAGCGAUAAUGUGUUGAUGAGCAUGCGUGGCGAAGUUAAACUGACUGAUUUUGGGUUCUGUGCACAGUUAGGACCUAGUCAAACUAAGCGCGUCACAAUGGUAGGGACACCCUACUGGAUGGCGCCUGAAGUGGUGACCCGGAAGGAAUACGGCCCUCGCGUGGAUAUCUGGAGCUUGGGCAUUUUAUAUAAGCGACCAGAUGCGAUAUGCCUUCUUGAUCAUCCAUUCCUGGAUCAAGCAGACAGCCUUACUUCCCUGAUUCCAUAUAUUCAGGCAGCGCAAGAGCAGCGCUCUUCCCAUAACCCUACGUAA